This is a messenger RNA of Sinocyclocheilus rhinocerous, 1997 nucleotides long. RefSeq names its product exonuclease 3'-5' domain-containing protein 2-like. NCBI's taxonomy places the organism in Eukaryota, Metazoa, Chordata, Actinopteri, Cypriniformes, Cyprinidae. Gene Ontology annotation, molecular function: 3'-5' exonuclease activity; nucleic acid binding. Gene Ontology annotation, cellular component: cytoplasm; nucleus. The transcript has 10 exons. The record is from RefSeq and is a predicted model, not a curated record. Bases 115 to 1974 code for a protein of 619 amino acids. Gene Ontology annotation, biological process: nucleobase-containing compound metabolic process.
AGCGCUGCAGCUGUUCAUUAUAAGCGUGUGUGAGAGUGUCUACAGUAGUAUUCACUCGUAACUCUGACAUCUUUUGAGUUUUCAGUUUCAGAAGGAGUCGGUGCAGCUGCAGUGAUGUCCAAGCCGAGCACGUUCACCGCGGCUCUGGCCACUAUGUUAGGAGCCACUCUCGGCGGCCUGUUCCUGUGGCGCAGCAUCCGCACACAGAAGAGAAAGGCCCUCAAGGGCCCCGCUUCAGCUGAGCCCAUACAAGCCCAGCUAGAAGCGGACGUCAAUCUCUUACAGCCAGCAAGACGAGAGCCGCAAACCCAGAAGCUUCUGCGUGCGCAUUCGCUGUUAGAGGUGCCUCCCGUGAUCGUCAGCUCGCCAGAAGAGUGGGAGACGCUCUGGCCUGAUUUCCAGAAGGACCUGUCUGUCUAUCCGGUUCUAGGAUUGGACUGUGAAUGGGUAAAAAGCAUGCGUGUGUCUGUCAAAGGCAAGGCCUCGGCGGUCUCCUUACUCCAGCUGGCGACGUUCUCCGGCCGCUGUGUGCUGGUCAGACUGCUGAUGUUUCGUAAUGCACAGCUUCCUCUCCCUGAGGGUCUCGUUGGGGUCCUCUCUGACCCCCGUGUGCUGAAGGUCGGGGUGGGAUGUUAUGAGGAUGGGAAACGGCUGACUCAUGAUCAUGGUCUGACUCUGAGUUGCACCGUGGACCUGCGCUACCUGGCCCUCAGACAGAGGCAAGCGGUGCUGAAUAACGGCUUGAGUCUGAAGUCUCUGGCUGCAGAUCUGCUAAACGUCACGCUGGACAAAUCUCUGGAGCUGCGCUGCAGUGACUGGGAGGCGGAUGUGUUGACCCAAGAACAGAUGGUCUAUGCAGCACAUGAUGCCCAGAUUUCUGUUGCCCUGUUUUUUCACCUGCUGGGGAUGAACACAGAGCCCCGGCUCCCCGCUGAGGGUGAAAGCGUGUUCGUCCAGCUGGCAUCAUGCUGCCAGGGGCUGGUGGACGUGCCCUUCAGGGCGCGCUAUAACGGAGAGGGGGAAGAAGGGGAGAGAAGGAGGCGAAGCCGAAAGUUCACCGUGGAGAGUCCCGAGUCUGGAGACCAGCAAGUUCCAGACCCGCGGCAGAACAAACGCAAACCACUGGGUGUUGGUUACUCGGCCAGGAAAUCACCACUUUAUGAUAACUGUUUCCUUCAUGCUCCCGAUGGCCAGCCGCUCUGCACAUGUGACAAGAAGAAAGCCAAAUGGUACCUGGAAAAGGGUAUAGGAGAAUUGGUCAGCGACGAUCCCUUCGUUGUCCGGCUGCUGUUUGAGCCGUCAGGCCGUCCAGACUCCCAGAAAGACUACUACCUCACAGCCAAAGAGAACGUGUGCGUGGUGUGCGGGAAAGCCGACUCUUACAUCAGGAAGAACAUUGUCCCACACGAGUACAGGCGCCACUUCCCGGCUGAGAUGAAGGACCACAACUCGCACGACAUCCUGCUGCUGUGCACUUCCUGUCACGCGGCCUCAAACGUGCACGACGGGGUCCUGAAGCAGCGGCUGGCCGAGGAGCACUCCGCUCCGCAGGGCUGCGAGGAGGGCAUUCGGCUGCUCGAGGACGCAGACCGCCGGCGUGUGCGAUCGGCCGCAAGGGCUCUCCUCAGCGCCAGCGCCGGGAUGCCUCAGUCCAGGAAGGAGGAGCUCCUGUCAGUCAUCCAGAGCUUCUUCUUCAGCAACGGACAGCAGGAGGUCACGCAAGAGAUGCUUCAGAGAGCUGCCGCGCUGGAGACCAGGAUCUUUAACGAGAGUUAUGUGCCGCAUGGACUGAAGGUAGUGCAGGUGUAUGCCGAGCGCAGUCUGCGGGGCCUGAUGGAGCUGGAGCGCUGCUGGCGACAACACUUUCUGACCAGCAUGCAACCCCGCCAUUUGCCCCCUCUCUGGUCCGUCAACCACAACCAUGACAAAUAUCUGCGCAAGUAUGGUGAGGACCUGCAAAUCCAGCUCAACUGAGCUCCUCGCCACACAAACAGAAA